Messenger RNA from Aspergillus pseudotamarii, 1722 nucleotides. RefSeq names its product class I adenylate-forming enzyme family protein. The record is from RefSeq and is a predicted model, not a curated record. The transcript has 5 exons. Gene Ontology annotation, molecular function: medium-chain fatty acid-CoA ligase activity. Gene Ontology annotation, biological process: fatty acid metabolic process. The coding region runs from base 1 to 1722 and encodes 573 amino acids. Lineage: Eukaryota; Fungi; Ascomycota; Eurotiomycetes; Eurotiales; Aspergillaceae.
AUGCCUCUUUUGAAGAGUGAUGCUACAUCUAGACGUGAUAAGUUUCCGAACGAUCCAAUAUUUACUCGACUUUGCAGACGUUACGCAGAGAGGCCAGGAGUGCUGUUUCACGAUGAACAUGGCAUUGAUGCCAGCUAUAGUGACCUGAUCAGCGAUAUUAUACACAUGCGUCAGGUUCUGCGAGCGCAGCUCCCUAGCACUGUUUUUGACGAGAAUGGUCUUCUACAACCGGACGCCCCUCCCAUUGCAUUUCUCGCAUUCAAUGGAUACUAUUUUAUUGUGAGCUUUCUGGCUAUUGCGGCCCUGGGAGGCAUCUGUGUGCCACUGUCAACGGGCCUUAUUCCAGAAGAGGCCCUCUACCUUCUGAAUAAGAUAAAUGCAAACUUUAUCCUUAUGGAUGAAGGGUGUUCUGAGAUAGCACUGGCAGUUAAAGAUCAUGCCUGGAAUUUGGCUAAUCAACAGUUAACCAUACAUCCGGUAACAAGAGCGGAGCCAGGUCCCUGCCCCAAGUUGGAAAUUGAUGAACAAUUGACCUUUCCCCCAAAUACUGGAUGCCUUGUUCUGUUUACAUCGGGAACAACUGCUUUGCCAAAAGGAGUUCUUCUCCCUCGCGAAUUAUUCCAUUCCUUAGAGCUUCCACUGGACCUAGACGGUCUCUAUCUAUCUACCAGCGCUGCACACUGGGUAGGAGGAUCAACAGGCCUCAUAGACAGUGUUCUUUCGGGGCAGAGAUUACAUAUUGUGAAGGGAGAGUGCGGAGCUGCAAAGUGCUGGGAACUUUUGAAGGCGGGAACAAUCACAGAGAUGUCUGUGCCCCCGACUACUCUAAGAGAGAUGAGGGAUUACUAUAAUGAAAAUAUCGCUAGUCUUGCUCCAGAAGACCGUGAUAAAUAUAUGAACGGAGCUCAAAAGCUAGAAGUUAUAUUUUCAAGCGGCUCGCCACUUAAUCCUUCCACACGGCAAUUUUUCCUAGAUCUGAUCAAUAUACCAAUUAUGAAUGGAUAUGGAAUAACUGAAAUGGGUGGAGGUAUUAUGAUUACGCCAGCUGAUUCAGAGUUCACGGAAGGCUAUAUUGGCAGGCCUAUAGCAGGGAAAACAGUGAAACUCUCCAACGGCGAUCACGGCGAAAUUCUAGUCAAACAUCCCAAAAUGUUUAUAAAAUAUAUAAAUGACGAAGCAGCCACACGUGCGGCAUUUGACAAAGAUGGGUUUUAUAAAACUGGCGACUACGCCCGUCGUAUUGGAAAUGAUUACUUUUUCGAUGGCAGGGCUUCCCAUGACUGGGUUCGGUUUCAUGAAUACACAAUAUCUGUUCUAGAGCUUGAGAAUCGCUUGAUGGAUCUUCCAUAUAUUUCGGAAGCCUAUGUUCUUAUAGUUCCGGAUGUUGAGGCUGGUGGAUUGGUAGCAGCGCUUGUUCGACCUUGCAAGUAUAGCCUGGACAGAAAAGAGUGCAGCGACAUUACUCUUCGACGAAUACGCAAGGACCUUGCUGCCGCUAACCUAGUCGCAUACAAAUUACCUCCCCUUUUGCGGGUUCUCCGAGACGAGGAACAAGUCCCCCAAACAACCUCCGGUAAAAUUUUGAAAAAAGAGGCUCUCCGGAAGUACUUUAAUAUAUCGGGAUUCAUGCCCAAGGACUAUGCUGUUGAGGGUGUGGAGUACUGCGGAAAUAAAAUCGAGGAGUCUGCUUCAUCUCGGGUAUAUGAUUGGGGGUUUAUAUAA